Messenger RNA from Cryphonectria parasitica EP155, 1161 nucleotides. Its product is annotated as Metallo-hydrolase/oxidoreductase. The transcript is spliced from 2 exons. The record is from RefSeq and is a predicted model, not a curated record. The coding region runs from base 33 to 1100 and encodes 355 amino acids. Lineage: Eukaryota; Fungi; Ascomycota; Sordariomycetes; Diaporthales; Cryphonectriaceae.
CAUAUGUAUCCCAUGAAGAGUGUUUCUUUAAGAUGGCCAAGUCAGCUCCCAAGUUUGAGAUCGAGCCCUCCUCGGCCACCGUCGAUGUUCGAAUCAUCGAUACCACAUCAUGGAUCGGGGGCAUUCCAACCAAGGUCUUCUUCACCCCCGUCACGAAGGGGUAUGACACGCUUGAGUGCCCAGCCUACUCCUUCCUGAUCGAACAUCCGUCUGGCCGCAAACUCUUGUUCGACCUUGGCGUCCGGAAAGACUGGGAGAAUCUUUGUCCAGUGACAGUGGACAUGAUCAAGAAUCUCGAAGCAAAAAUCACAGUUCAGAAGGACGUGCGUGAGAUUCUUGAAGACAACGGCAUCUCUGCUUCAAGUAUCGAGGGCAUCGUCUGGAGCCAUUGGCACUUCGACCACACAGGAGACCCAUCCACCUUCGGGCCCUCCACGGCCCUCAUCGUCGGUCCGGGAUUCAAAGAUGCCUUCGUCCCUGGCUACCCUACAAACGCAGAGUCCGUGGUCCUGGAGUCCGACUAUGCCGGGCGAGAGCUGAAGGAGAUCACCUUCAGCCCAGACAAGAAGGUCGGCCGCUUCGAGUCCUUUGACUACUUCGGCGACGGCUCCUUCUACCUCCUCAACAGCCCAGGUCACGCCAUCGGCCACCUCUGCGCCCUAGCUCGCGUGACCAGCCAACCGGACUCGUACAUCCUCAUGGGCGGCGAUGCGAGCCACCAGGCAGGCGAGUUCCGCCCGUCCGCCUACCUGCCUCUCCCAGAGUCCAUCUCGCCGCACCCGCUGGAAAGUCACGCGGUGACGACGCCCUGUCCCGGCUCGCUGUUCGAACACUUGCUUCCACACGGCGAUACGACGAAGCCAUUUUACAGCAUCGCCAAGGGGGGUGUCUCUGUGGAUGCCGAAGAGGCCGAGAGGACAAUUGCGAAAUUGCAGGAGGCGGAUGCGCAGGACAAGGUGUUGGUUGUUAUUGCGCACGAUACUGGUCUGCUGGAUGUGCUUGAUUUUUUCCCGAAGUCUGCCAAUGAUUUCGCAUCGAAGGGAUGGGUGAAGAAAGGGCGCUGGGCAUUUCUUAAGGAUUUUAAGGAUGCUUUGCUGUGAUUUAUGUAGUACUUAUUCCUCAUCUCUCCACACAUAUACAUAUAUAUUGGUUUUCCCCCAC